This is a messenger RNA of Alnus glutinosa, 2105 nucleotides long. Its product is annotated as RCC1 domain-containing protein RUG3, mitochondrial. The transcript is spliced from 9 exons. Lineage: Eukaryota; Viridiplantae; Streptophyta; Magnoliopsida; Fagales; Betulaceae. The record is from RefSeq and is a predicted model, not a curated record. The coding region runs from base 396 to 1826 and encodes 476 amino acids.
UGCUCAAGUCACGGCAACUAGUUGACCAAAAAACCUCUGACCGGUAUUUCUGGUCUAGAAGAUUCUCCUGGAGGAGUAGGUGGAAGUGGAACAAGCUCUUGGGCCGUCUGGUCCCCUGCCGGAGAUACGAAACCGAACCCGCCCCAACGGACCAACCACGUUGUUAUCUCACAUUCUCACAUUUUCUUUUUUUCAAGGAAUUCGGUUCCCAUCCUAUUCCUCACAUUCAGGAAUCAAACAGAGAAUAUGACAUUGAAGAUUUUCGUCUCGAUUGCUUAAACAUUGACAGCAUUACGAGUUUCAGCUGCAAUUUGGCUCUGAGCGUUCCUUUUUUUAUUAGUUGUGUAUGAUAAAGUGAUCUGAUUGAAUUGAUUAGUAGGUUUUUAGGUACAUAAAUGGAUAUUGAUGAAAUUUUUGGCACUAACCGACCCGGAAACCUUACAACAAAGAGUGCAAUUUUUGUAUGGGGCUAUAAUCAGUCAGGACAGACGGGUAGGAGGGGCAAAGAGUGCCAAUUGAGGAUCCCUAAGCAGCUCCCUCCAGAGCUUUUUGGGUGCCCGGCCGGGUUCAAUUCCCGCUGGUUGGAUAUUGCUUGUGGUCGUGAGCAUACCGCGGCCGUGGCCUCCGAUGGGUCACUUUUUACUUGGGGUGCUAAUGGCUUUGGUCAAUUGGGAGAUGGAACUGAGGAGAGAAGGGAGCACCCUAAGAAAGUGGAUCAAAUGCAGACGGAGUUUGUGAAAUCUGUUUCGUGUGGAGCACAUUGUACUGCUUGUAUCGCAGAGCCUCGUGAAAAUGAUGGAAGCCGCUCGACAAGUAGGCUUUGGGUUUGGGGCCAAAAUCAGGGAUCGAAUUUUCCCCGCUUAUACUGGGGGGCCUUUACUCCUAAUACGAUGAUCAGUCAAGUGUCCUGUGGAGCAGUGCAUGUGGUGGCCUUAUCUGCGGAUGGCCUUCUACAAGCGUGGGGCUACAAUGAAUAUGGUCAGCUUGGCAGAGGUCUUACCUGUGAAGGACUACAGGGGGCUCGUGUAAUAAAUGCUUAUGCGAAGUUCCUUGAUGAGGCUCCUGAGCUCGUGACGAUUACCCAAGUGUCAUGCGGGGAGUACCACACAGCAGCAGUAUCUGAAAAAGGCGAGGUCUAUACUUGGGGGCUAGGAAAUAUGGGUCAACUUGGGCAUCGUUCCCUCCAGUACGGUGAUAAAGAGCUAUUGCCAAGGAGAGUGGUUGCCCUUGAUGGAAUAUUCAUAAAGGAUGUUGCAUGUGGUGGUGUACAUACAUGCGCUACGACUCUGAAGGGAGCUCUUUAUGCUUGGGGUGGUAGUCAAGUAGGGCAAUUAGGCCUUGGCCCCCAAGCGGGAUUCUUUUCAUGCAUUCCUAAUGAACAAGAGACAUUUUUCCGCAAUUUCCCUGUUUUGGUUGUUCCAAAUGGUGUGCAACUUGUUGCAUGUGGACAUUCCCACACACUUAUUUCCAUGAGGGACGGAAGAAUUCAUGGAUGGGGCUACAAUAACUAUGGUCAGGCAGCUAACGAGAAAUCUACAUAUGCUUGGUAUCCAUCACCAGUUGAUUGUUGUGUUGGGGAAGUGCGGAAAUUAGCAGCUGGUGGUGGUCAUUCAGCUGUGUUGACUGAUGCAUGUUCCUUAAAAGAGUUGUGUGAGUUUAGGCUUGCAGAUAGUGUGACUCUACUGAAUGCUUCUGAUGUCGAGGAUGUUGCUUCCAGAACAGGAUCAGAUGCUUUAGCACGCCUUUGUGAGAGAUUGAGGGAACAUAUGCUUGAAGGUGGUGAUUGUGAACAUGAAGAUGAUGAGUUCAAUGGCGUGCAGAACUGAAGAAACUAUUGAAUUGGCUUUAAAAUAGAUUUUCAUUUUCUGGGUAAUUAUUUCCUGUUGGUGUCUUUUAUUACCAAUUUGGUUAGAACUAUAUAAUCAAGUAUUGCUUCAUUCAAAUGGGUAAGGGGGAAUCUUGUCCUUAAUUAACAUUACCUAUAAUUCAGUCAUUAUGUAUUUCUGAUACCAAUCUGAUUGGCAACUUAAGUGAAGACUGAUAUUGAGACGGUGGACUUGUAUUCAUGAAAUUUUAAUGUUAAUGAACUCGAACGGUUUGUAAAA